AUGAACCAGUUAGUAAAAUUUUCGUUUAACUGGUCUUUUUAUAUCUUAGAACCGUGGAUUCUUUCCUGGAGUGGAACGAAGCAGAAACUUUAUUAUUUCAACCCGCACACCGGUGUCAGUUUAUUUGACCCUCCGCCUGACGUGUUUGCUGAUUUUCAGGAAACGUACUCCACUCGACAUGCAUGGUUCCUGAACAGAAAGAGUUACGACGACAAACAUUCGCUGCUCGAUGUUCUAAAAAACUUGAGGAAAAUGCUUCGUCACAGGGAAAAAUGA
This is a messenger RNA of Soboliphyme baturini, 276 nucleotides long. The record is from the annotation of a GenBank genome assembly. NCBI's taxonomy places the organism in Eukaryota, Metazoa, Nematoda, Enoplea, Dioctophymatida, Soboliphymatidae.